Prinia subflava (tawny-flanked prinia) is the source of this 3782-nucleotide messenger RNA. It is a transcript of the gene OPRM1, whose product is annotated as opioid receptor mu 1. Lineage: Eukaryota; Metazoa; Chordata; Aves; Passeriformes; Cisticolidae. Bases 212 to 1441 code for a protein of 409 amino acids. The record is from RefSeq and is a predicted model, not a curated record. The transcript has 4 exons. Gene Ontology annotation, biological process: G protein-coupled opioid receptor signaling pathway; sensory perception of pain; neuropeptide signaling pathway. Gene Ontology annotation, cellular component: plasma membrane; neuron projection. Gene Ontology annotation, molecular function: morphine receptor activity; G-protein beta-subunit binding; beta-endorphin receptor activity.
GGGCGGCGGGCGAGGGGAGGUGGCUCCGCCGCUGCCGCGGACACGGCCCCUCCUCCGGGCCCGCCCCGCCCGCCGCACACAUGUGCCCGCACCCAGCGGCGGGGCGCGCCGUCGGGGCGGGCGGGCGCCGUCGCCUCGCCGACACCGCGCCGGCACCGCGGCGUCCCCGGGGCGCGGGGAGCGGGUGUCCGCGCUGACGCCGCUGCGCGCCAUGGCUGUCGCCUACCUGCUGGGCAACGCGUCCGCGCCGCUCCUCGCCGGCGCCCUGGAGGUCCCGUUCGCCGCCAACGCCUCCGCCUGCCGCCCGCCCGGGCCACCCUGCCCGGCCUGGGGCAACGCCUCGGCGGCGCUGGGCUGGAACCGCUCCGAGCCCUGCGGCGGCGGCAAUGGCAGCGCGGGCGGCGGGCCCUGCGCGCCCGCGGGCGGCGGCCCCUCCGUGGUCACCGCCAUCGCCAUCAUGGCCCUCUACUCCGUGGUCUGCGUCGUGGGGCUCUUCGGCAACUUCUUGGUCAUGUAUGUCAUCGUCAGGUACACGAAAAUGAAGACUGCCACCAACAUCUAUAUUUUCAAUCUUGCAUUGGCAGAUGCCCUAGCAACAAGUACUCUGCCAUUCCAGAGUGUGAAUUACUUGAUGGGAACUUGGCCAUUUGGUACCAUCCUUUGUAAGAUUGUUAUUUCCAUAGACUACUACAACAUGUUCACCAGUAUCUUCACUCUCUGCACCAUGAGUGUGGAUCGCUACGUGGCUGUUUGCCACCCAGUUAAAGCCCUUGAUUUCCGUACCCCCCGAAAUGCCAAAAUUGUCAAUGUCUGCAACUGGAUUCUUUCCUCUGCCAUUGGCCUGCCAGUUAUGUUCAUGGCAACUACUAAAUACAGGCAUGGCUCAAUUGACUGCACACUUACAUUCUCCCACCCUGCUUGGUACUGGGAGAACCUGCUGAAGAUCUGUGUGUUCAUCUUUGCCUUCAUCAUGCCAGUCCUGAUCAUUACCGUGUGUUACGGGCUGAUGAUUUUGCGCCUGAAGAGUGUCCGCAUGUUAUCCGGCUCCAAAGAGAAGGACAGGAACCUGCGGAGAAUCACACGGAUGGUGCUUGUGGUGGUGGCAGUCUUCAUUGUCUGCUGGACUCCCAUCCACAUCUAUGUUAUCAUUAAAGCCCUGGUCAACAUCCCAGAAACUACUUUCCAGACUGUCUCCUGGCACUUCUGUAUUGCUCUAGGGUACACAAAUAGCUGCCUUAAUCCAGUCCUUUAUGCAUUUCUAGAUGAGAAUUUCAAAAGGUGUUUCAGAGAGUUCUGCAUCCCCACUUCCUCAGCCAUUGAGCAGCAAAACUCCACCCGAGUCCGACAAAACACUCGUGACCAUGCUUCCACUGCCAACACUGUGGAUAGGACUAACCAUCAGUUGGAACUUCAAGAAGCUGAAACUACUCCACUGCCGUGACAGGGUCUCCUGCUGCAUGGCUCUCACAGCAGUUGCCACUGCCACAGAGUGCUAGUGGCAACAUGUAGGAUAUGCUUUCCCUCAAAAAAAACAUACCACAGAGGAAAGUGCCUGCUUUUCCACUCUGUCAAAAAUUGCUUCUGCAGCACAUCUGCAUUGCACAUAACAGAAGCAUGAAAGGUAACGGCGAGCAGAGCCAGGAGACGCGGGGCCUUCCCAGCUCCAGUGUUCAAAGCAGUCCUGUUUACCAGGAGCACAUACUUUAGUCUAGAGCAAAGCUACUGUGCCUGUAGCAACCUGACAUGCUCUUGGUAAGUUACAGUGGUGUUAAAACAGGUUGGAAACACAAGUUCAAAGGCUAGACAGCUACAGUUUGAAAAACAAGGUGAGCUUUUGAGGAUAGAAAAUAAUGGAAUAUGAAGUUGUAAUACUGUUUGGUACACUCUAUUUACUCUUAAAAUUUAUUUGUAGAGGUGUUUUCUGUGCAGGUUAUUUGUGUGCUGAAGUCUCACGAGGUCAUGUAGAGAAACACAUGUAGUUCAAGAGGUCAUCUCUUGCAAGGGUUGCAUGUUCUGCAGUUUCAAAGGAAAAUAUCUUUUUCAGUGAUCACUUUAAAAAAAAAAAAAAACAAAAACACCACAAACCAUAACCCCCCCCGAAAAAAACCCCAAGCUUCAUCUUCUGCUUCUAUUUCACAUAUAUUUAAAAAAGACUUUAAAAUCAAAACAAUAACUAUCACUUUUUCUAAAGAGAUGAGUAAAUGAAAGUAUUCGACAUUGUUAUUGAUUGUCAAAUGAUCCCCCAAACAGCAUAUAUUAACAUAAAUUUCUUUGUGAAUAAGAAUGUAGCUAUGAGCCUGUCAGAGCUUGAACAGGCUGAUGAUGUCUUCUCUUUCAAGUAGUUUCUAAAAUUUCAGCUACUCUGUCAGCAGCAUUUUCAAUUUGUAAGUAAAUGACAGCCCCUGUGUGAAGUACUUGGAGCAGUUAAUGCAUUAGACCUUUUUUAAAAAAGCAAUUUUAAAAAACAAUUUGCUAGACAUCUAUUUUUUCUUAAUCAAACCCAUAGUGUGUUUGCUUUUCUAAUGAACAUAGUACAGUCUGCAUCUACAUUUUGUAUUAGCUGCUAAAACACAUUAAGAUUUCAGGAAGAAACAUUGUGCUGCAGCAAAUGCCUUCUUAGCUGUUUUCUAGUAGGAAAAUUAGAAAUACCCAUGUAGAUAAUUCGUGGUGCAAUGGUAUUUUCUAGACAUUGUUUCUUACUUGCUUUGUAAAUAAAUCAUCAGUAGUUAACUGGGGAAAAUGUACUUUGGUGAAUUAAAGUGUAUUCUGAAAUACAACUAUAUGGAACAGAGGGAGGUUUUGUCUUUUCCUUUUUUCAGCAGCCAAAAUGUAUUUAUUUGCAUUGUUAAAGUCUGUGUUACAAUAAGGUUAUAAUGUGAAAUUGUUUGUUUCUGCCGUAGACUGCAUAAUAAAGAUUGAAGACAAAAUCCUUGCAAGUUGUAAAUUAAAGGAUUCUUUGAGUUUCAUCACUGUGUUGCAGCUAAAUGUAGCCUAUAUAUCAGCAGAAUAUGAAGCUAGGUAUAACAGAAGUGCCUUAAUUUUUUUCUCUUUCUGUUGAUAAUUCCACUGUGUGGUCAUAAGGAUUUAUGUUUAAUUUCCUGUCAGUUUAGCUAUGUCACCUCAUAGUCAUCAUUAAAGUUUAAACCAGAGUCAUCACCAUUCUGAGAGGUUUUGCAUCUAAUUUUUAAACAGCAUAAGAUAGGCACUUGGAAGAAUUUUAUUGUUUUGCACCACACAACAGUAUUAUUUAAGUAACAAAACCAACAUAGGAUACAUUAGAUUUGAAUGGAGUAACAUCCUAUGACAUCAUUACUACCUGAUGGAUUCAGAGCAGUCUGACAUGCUCACAUACAACAAUCAAAAAAUUUUAAAAUAUUGAAUGAGUAUUUGAAAAGUCUUAACUGGUAGACCAAAAACAUGUUUAGGUAAACUUAAGAUCAUAGUUUUGUGAGUAGUCAAAAGUUCGGCUUUCACAAAAUUUACAUAAUUAAUUGAAGCCAUUAUUUCUUUAUUUUGCAUGAAACACACAGGCAAAAUGCUGUGACUUGCUAGCAGACAGCCAAAUAUUUUUAAGGACAUUUUCUGUUUCUGCAGUCCAACAAUUGAGAACCCUGACUGUAAAUAUGUUUAGCAGUAAUAAUGUUGUAGCUUUGAUGGUUUAAGGAUAUGAGGAAAUAAAUUUUAUUAGCAGAGCACUAGAAAAAAUGGGUUUUUUUCUAUAAGGCUAGAGUGUUCAUUGGUAGUGCUUUGCAGUAAGUAGCAUGUUAUUACACAGCUUCUGU